Lachancea mirantina is the source of this 633-nucleotide messenger RNA. The record is from the annotation of a GenBank genome assembly. NCBI's taxonomy places the organism in Eukaryota, Fungi, Ascomycota, Saccharomycetes, Saccharomycetales, Saccharomycetaceae.
AUGGCCUACACGGUUGGUAAUAAUCUGCGUAAAAAGUUGGUGAUUGUCGGGGAUGGUGCAUGCGGGAAAACGUGUUUGUUGAUUGUAUUUUCAAAGGGACAAUUUCCGGAAGUUUACGUUCCAACAGUGUUUGAAAACUACGUUGCAGAUGUUGAAGUUGACGGGGUACAUGUGGAGUUGGCGUUGUGGGAUACUGCUGGACAAGAAGACUAUGACAGACUGCGGCCUUUAUCGUACCCGGACUCCAACGUUGUUAUUAUUUGUUUUUCGAUUGAUUUACCUGAUUCGCUUGACAAUGUCCAGGAGAAAUGGAUAGCGGAGGUCUCUCACUUUUGUCAGGGCGUUCCAGUAAUUUUGGUUGGUUGCAAAGUAGAUUUGCGUGAGAACCCCCAAGCAAUUGAAACCUUGCGGGCCAUUGGACAAAGCCCCGUGACUACGGCUCAAGGUGAAGCAGUGGCCAGUAAAAUUGGUGCAGUUUCUUAUCUUGAGUGUUCUGCUAAGACUGCCUUUGGGGUACGCGAAGUUUUCGAGACAGCCACGAGAGCGGCACUCGGAGGGAAAAGACAGUCGAAAGCUAUUGCUAACACAGGAAGCGCCGUUGUUAAAAAGAAGAAAAAAUGUGUGCUCCUUUAA